Molecule: messenger RNA, 4565 nt
Organism: Haplochromis burtoni (Burton's mouthbrooder)
Lineage: Eukaryota; Metazoa; Chordata; Actinopteri; Cichliformes; Cichlidae
Gene: ppp1r10
Product: protein phosphatase 1, regulatory subunit 10
Exons: 18
Coding region: 494-2917 (807 amino acids)
Cellular component (GO): nucleus
Molecular function (GO): metal ion binding
Source: RefSeq, a predicted model, not a curated record
CCUCCUACACGCGCUUAUUCCUGGAUUUGGUCAAAGGUAAGUCAAGUCAGAAAAACAGAGGGGCUUAUUUUCGACGCAUUGUUCAGCUCUUAAUGCGAAAUUACUGCUGAGUGUAUAAAACAAAACAUUCAAGGACGUUGAUGUUGAUGAUGGAUGGGAAUUUUGUAAACAAAUGAAAUUAAAUGUGCGCUUUCUGUGUGUUUUUCAGGUAUGAAUUUGCUUUCCCGAAGACUGAGCCGUCGAGGACUUUGAACAACUCAAAUUCAUGUUUUUUCUUCAAGUAAUGGACAUUUGAUUACUAUUUUUGCCUCCAGUUUGUUCCUGAAGGAAAGGCUAGCAUUUAGCUAUCACAGCCCCACCCACAAGAAGUUUUUCAGUUGAAAUUAAAACCAUGAAGGUUGAAGACAUAAAAUUAUUUAAAUAGGAUCUAUAAGUGCCUUAAAAGCACACUAUAAUAUUCCCGAGACGCUGAGGAUCUAUAUUAUCAAUAGGUAUGGCAGGGCGACCAGUAGACCCAAGAGAGAUUUUGAAAGGUGUGGAGGCUCUGCUGGGCAAGGAUGGAGAGCUCCGCAGUCUGGAAGGAGUCCCAAAAGUGUUUAGCCUGAUGAAAGCUUCAACUAAGAUGGUCAGUAGAUGUAUGUACCUGAACAUCCUGCUGCAGACGAAAUCCCACGAUGUUCUUAACAGGUUUAUCAGAGUUGGUGGCUACAAGCUGCUUAAUGCCUGGCUCACCUACUCCAAAACCACCAACAACUCUCCUCUACUUCAACUUAUCCUGCUAACACUGCAGAAGUUGCCCCUUAAAGUCGAUCACCUAAAACAGAACAAUACUGCCAAGUUGGUGAAGCAGCUGAGCAAGAGUGCGGAGACUGAGGAAUUGAGGAAAUUGGCUGCUGUGCUUGUGGAUGGCUGGAUGGCUACAAUCCGCUCCCAAAGUGUCUCAGGCAGUACCACCUCUCCUGCAGAUAAGAAAAAGAAGAAAGAGGAGACUAAGGUGCCUGUGCGUGACUUGAAGGAAAAAGGUGGAGAUGAGGAGAAGAAGGACAAACCCAAAGCUCAUGCACCCAGCCACACUAAGAUUCGCUCCAUAGGACUGGAAAUCGGAGACCCUCCCAACCCAGCCCCUCCUAAGAAGACGCCAGCUGCCCCACAGCUGGGUAGCAAGUACAACAUCAAGCCUCCAGUCCUCAAACGACACAGCUCUGGCUCAGGAGAUGCUCCACCUCAGGAGAAAAAGUAUAAACCUCUAAAUACACCCUCCAAUUCCGCCAAGGAGAUCAAAGUCAAAAUCAUUCCCGCACAACCAAUGGAGUGCACUGGCUUCCUAGAUGCUCUGAACUCUGCCCCAGUUCCCGGGAUCAAGAUCAAGAAAAAGAAACCCAGUGCUAACGCUACAGCUAGUACCAAGGUGGUCUCCCCCACAACUAACAAGGCAAGCCCAUUCGACAGCAAACCUGUAUAUUCUGCAUCUUCUACAAAACCAGCAUCUCCAGAAAGUGCUGCUUCCAGCACUCCUGCAGAUGAAAACCAGGAACCUGAGCAGCCUGGGACCCCUGUUCCCUCUGAGGACCCAGAGCCCUCUGACAAUGGCGAGAAACCAAAUGCACUGGCAGAGCCACGUGGAGAAGAAGAAAGCUUGACCAAGAAAGGCAAGAAGAAGAAGACGGUUCACUGGGCUGAAGAGGAGCAGCUCAAACACUAUUUUUACUUUGAUCUGGACGAGACAGAAAGAGUCAAUGUCAACAAAAUUAAGGACUUCGGUGAGGCAGCAAAACGAGAGCUAAUGAUGGACCGGCAGACAUUUGAAAUGGCUCGUCGGCUUUCCCAUGAUACCAUGGAAGAAAGAGUCCCCUGGACACCCCCAAGACCCCUGACGCUGGCUGGCAGUCUUGUUACUUCAGGUGCAAACAGCACAGAGAAACUCACCCAAAGAGACCGUGAAAUGGGCAUCCUGCAAGAGAUCUUUCUCAGCAAAGAGAGUGUGCCUGACAGUCCACACGAACCAGAUCCAGAGCCGUAUGAACCCAUGCCCCCCCGUCUCAUCCCACUCGAUGAGGACUCGUCAAUGCAGGAUGACGGCUACGUAGAACCUAUGGACACGAUGUCACAACCAGGCUCUGGCGAGAGCGCCAAGCUGCCGCCUGUCUUGGCCAAUCUCAUUGGUAACCUGAACAACAGUUCCCGCAGCCCACCAGCCUCCAACAUUGUCAGCAGCACUGUGCCUCCCUCUGUCAAUAUACAGGAGCUGCUGACAUCCAUAAUGGGGCCCUCUGGUAACCAGUCUACUGAAGAGUUGAUAAAGCAACCAGACUUCUCAGAUAAAAUUAAACAGCUGCUGGGCUCCCUCCAGCAGACUCAGAAUCAGAACCAGAACCAGAGUGGACCUCCACCAGUCAACCAGGGUCUGCUGGGACAUGGUCCAGGCAUGAACAGCAUGAACACCAUGCACAUGCAGAUGCCCAUGAAUGGUGGCUACCCGCCCAACAGUUCACCCGGUGGUCCUCGGUUUAACCACCCCCCGCCCCCUCACAACCACGGACCACCUUUCAGUGGCGGUGGAGGCCCACGCAUGAUGGGACCACCGCCAGGUCAGGGGAGAGGAGACGGCAACUACUGGGGAGAUGACUCGAUGAGAGGAGGGCCCCACAGAGGGGGGCACUUUCACAGAGGAGGCCGUGGUCGGGGAGGAGGAGACCCAGGAUUUAGAGGCAGAGGGCGAGGAGGUCCCAGAGGAGGAGGACACAACAAUAUGAAUGACAUGUCCAAGAGGCCUGUUUGUCGUCACUUCAUGAUGAAAGGAAGCUGCAGGUAUGAGGGCAGCUGUGCUUUCUACCACCCUGGUGUUAAUGGACCACCACUGCCCCCCAAAUACCCCGCUAACAACCAACAUAAUCAGCACCCACAGCAUGGCCACUAGGUGAUGUUGCCAUCAGCCCGGGAAUAACUGAAAGACACUAGAGUAGCCGUUAACGGCGAUCCAAUUAAUGCAGACGUCUGUCUUUAGACAAUUAUGGAAAGACCAGGAUGAUCUGUCCUGAACAGUAAGCUUGCUGCUGGUAACUGAAGAGUCUGUGACAGAACAAGAAGAGAGAAGACAAGAGAUUGUAAAUGAAUGACUGGAAGGCUGUGAGAUGAUCACUGAUGUGACUUUGUUUUUAUCGUGUUCAUUUUUAACAGUGAGAUUGGGCUACCAUGUGUCCCCACUACAUCUGAAUUGCUGCAGCUUGGCGCCUGUCUGCUUUGUCACUUUCCAAAUCAUUAACAGAGUUGGCCAAAUGAAAACGUCCAACUCAGCACACCACUUCGUUUCCUCCUUAUAGUGUUGCUCUCUAGUUUUGUUGCACCAUCAGUAAGAUUUGUACAGAAGAAUUGGAAAUGUUUUCCCUUCCUGCAUGAGACAAAACUUUAGAAAAACCAGCUGAACUUCAUCUAUGAUUUUUGAAAACUGGGCCUGUAAAGAAACAUAACACUUAAACCGCCUGAGUUUGCCUACCCCUGAGAAAACUGCUGCUAUGAACUCUGCUGAUCUGAGUAGAUCCUUUGCUUUGCUUUUGCUUUUCUCCAACAGCAGUGUGUCAUAUGUAAGCGCGUGGUGGGGCAAUCACAACAUGCUAUGCUAUUGUCAGAAGAGCCGCUGCCUGUCACCUCUGUACUCGUCUAAAUCCAGGAGGGGUUUGUGUCGUCAGUGUUAAAGAUGGGAACGAUGAGUCCCUCUGUGGGUCGCCUAUAUUAUGUGUUUUCUGUGAAAACAGUCAUUUGUGUCUCUUGUGGGACUGUAAGAGGUUUUUUUGUUUGUUUUUGUUUUUUAACUUUUCACCCUCUACAUUUUUUUUAUAUAAAUUUGACCGUGUGCUCCAUGAUUUUUUUUUUUGGGUUUGGUGGCAAUUUUUUUUUUCCGUGAAGGUAUGAACUGUAUGAAUAAAUUCAUACACAUUCAUUUUCAGUUGAAUUCUUUUGUACACAGUGUAUUAAAUAAAUGUUUAAAUACUGAGCAAGUGUUGCUGUGUUUUCCCUUGAAGUGUGACUGAUGUGAGCAACAAGCAGUUUGAGUGAAAUGUGCGUCUGUACUGCACAGAAUGAUGAACAACACCUUGGGAAUAUUUGUCAGUUCAGGUGUUUCAUUUUAAAUCAGGAAAACACAUCCUGUUCAGGCAGGUCUAUCCUCUGUGCGUGUGGAGACAGCUGACGUCAGAUCCGUGUUAUCAGGGCAGGGCUGAGUGCAUCUGGUGAGUGAAGUGUUACGAGGAGUGGCCUUUAACCCUGCCCUUUAGUGCAAAUAUUGACCGUGGUGUAUAGACCACACAAAGAUAGAAACUCAGGAGUGAAAGGCAAUAGAGGGAGCUGAAGUAAGGACACCUCAUCACUAAGCUGCUUCCACAUCCUGUUGCAAGAAACACAGAAACAUUUAUUUAGUGCUGUGUCGAGGAACAGAAGAUUUCAACAGGAAAUUGCAGUCAGGGUAAAAGCAAAGAAGAACACUAAAUGAAUGACGACCUCUCAUGCAAGUGGAGUGUCACAUAAAACAAAGCUGCAAAGCAGUAAAGGUGAAUCAAAAGCUGAGUGAC